CGCCGCCCCCGCCGCCGCCGCGGGCGGGGCGCAGCGGGGCCAUGUCGGCUCCGCGGGCCGAGGAGCGCGGCCGGGGGCUGGAGCCGGAGCCGGGCAGCUGUAGCACCCAGACAUCGCACCGGCUGCUGGCCUACAGCGAUGCGCUGCUCUCCAUCAUCGCCACCGUGAUGAUUUUGCCGGUGGCUCACACAAAAAUACAUCCUGAUCAGAAAUUAGGUGAAAGUGUUCAGCAACUUCUUCUAGCAAAAAUUGCGGUCUACUUGAUGACCUUCUUAAUAGUCACAGUGGCAUGGGCAGCUCAUGUCAGAUUGUUUCAGGUCAUAGAGCUUAUAGAUGAUGUCCUGGCUCUUCUGAAUCUGGCCUGUAUGAUGAUCAUAACCUUUUUGCCAUAUACAUUUUCCUUAAUGGCCUCCUUUCCAGAGGUACCUUUUGGCAUCUUCCUGUUCAGUGUCUGUGCUGUUGUCAUUGGCCUUAUACAGGCUGUGAUAGUAGCAUAUGGAUUCUAUCACCCACACUUACUGAAUCAACAGAUACAGGAGUCUGAAAAUCAGAAUUUCUAUAAACGUCAUAUCUUAAAGAUUAUCCUAAGAGGACCAGUUUUAUGCUUUCUAGCAGCCAUCUUUUCUUUUUUCUUUAUUCCUUUGUCUUAUGUACUUCUUGGACUCGUAAUCAUUUUUCCACAUCUCACUCGAUUCAUUAAAUGGUGUAAAACCAAAAUUGUUGGUCAGAGGGAUGAAGAGGAGGAACACCAUAGCCUAGAAACCUUCACUUUUUACCUCAGUGAGCCUCUGAGUAAAGAACGGGUAGAAGCAUUCAGUGAUGGAGUCUAUGCUAUUGUAGCAACCCUGCUCAUUUUGGAUAUAUGCGAAGACAAUGUCCCUGAUCCCAGAGAAGUUGAGGAGAAGUUCCAUGGCAGUCUUCUUGAAGCUUUAAGUGAAUAUGGGCCAAACUACCUUGCUUACUUUGGCUCAUUUGUUACAAUCGGUCUCCUGUGGUUUGUCCAUCACUCACUUUUCCUUUACGUAACAAAAGCUACCCGAUUAAUGGGACUGCUUAACAUACUUUCAUUGGCUUUCAUUGGUGGGCUUCCACUAGCUUACCAGCUGACCAGUGAAUUUGCAGAGAAGUCCCAUAAUGAAAUAGAAGCCAUUCAGGUCAGCUGUGUUAUCACCUUCUUUGCCAGCAUAUUUCAGUUUGCAAUAUGGACUACAGCCCUCCUCAAUGAAAGGGAAACUUUGCAUCCAUUUGCUAGAUAUGGUGGCAAGGAGCAUGCCUUUAUGUUUGCCAAGCUGGCUCUCUAUCCUUGUGUAAGCCUUGGGACCUUCUUUCUAACGUGCUUGUUAAGUGAAUUUUCCACAGCAAUUUUCCAUCUUAUGCAGAUUGUAAUCCCAUUUGCUUUUCUUGCCUUGCGCAUUUUUGUUAGAAUUUCUUUAACUGUUGUAAAGACCAUGAUGUCUCUCUCUAGACGGAAGGUUGUACUGUUAGAAGAAGAAGAGGCAUGUUUGUCUCCUACUGAAACACUGUCCUAAAUUUCCACACAGUGCAUGUGAAGUUACGAGAUUAACUUUAGUUCUUCUAACUCACAUUAUCUUCAUGUGUGGAUUAUAUUGACCUAAACCAAAGCCUGCGUUGACCAUAACUAGGACAUAUUUAAGUUUUAGCUGGGUCUCAUGCCUGAGACCCUUUUUCCAAAAUCUGCUAUUGAAAAUGUUGGGCAAAUAGGGGAUACAAAGAAAAGCAUGUUCUGUUUCCUUUAGAGUUACUCUACAGGAAAAAAUGCUGCUUGACAUGUAACUGCAGUGAUGCUCGAUUAAGAAGUGCACAAACAGGUGCCCAGCAAAAUGGUAACCAAACACCAGAACAGAAGCUGGUUGUGCUACUGUAAGAUAAGAAGUGAGGUAUGAACGACAAUGGAGACCUCUGGAUUUCUGGAAGGUGCAUCAUGGUGGAACAUUUGUGCAUACAGGUUGCUGGUCUUCUCUUCCCCCCCUUCCCCAGAUGUGUCUGUUCUGCAUAGUCAUAAACUGGGGAUAGCAUUUGGAAACCUACCUGCUGCGUUUGAGUGGCUCUGUGUGUGAGUUUAGAUGGGGGUUGCAAUUGUGAUAGCAGUCUUCCAGGCUACCUGAACACAAGUUCUUUGGGCAUGUUUGUUCUUUUUAAAAAAGGAUAUAUGUAACAAAUGAGGAUUCAUGUGGCUUUGCCACAAUCCAAGGUUUCAACUAACUUUGAUAACCUCCCAGGGAAAAGGGCUGUGGGACUAGAGGUAAAUUUGUUUUAUGUCCUGCAGCAGCAGCUCAUCUGAAAAGUUUGCAUUUCUCAGGCUUUUUGUGUCUGUUUUCCUGUCUGUUGAAUGGAACAUCCUUCUGUUAUUCUGAAGGCAUGAUGUCAUAUUCAAAGAGAGUAUCAGACUGCCACAUAUGAGAGUACCCCCUCAGGUAAGGGAGUUGAGUUUUUUCCUGAGUAGUGGCUUAUUAAGUCGUCUGAGUCUCAGGAAGACAGCAGAAGAAACUAACCCUGUAGAAGUUCCAGUCUAGGGUUUGGUGGAUUUUUUUUUUUACCCUUUUAUGUGGUUUGAUAAGCUUUACGCUUAUCAAGUCAUCUAGCCUCUGGCUGCCCUGGAAGCCUUUACAUUUCUUUUUGGCAGAGCCAUUAGUUUGUAUCUUGAACUGUCUUAGUGCCUGACAACUUUAAUGCCAUAUUUAAAGGCAUUUGGGGAAUUUUGUUGUUCAUCUUAAAAAAAGAAAUACUGUGGCAAAGUAUGCCUGAAGAAAUUAGAGGUGAAAACAAAUUCAGUUAUCUUGUUUUAGUUGAGAUCAGUCUUGAAAGCACUUGUGCUUUUGGUUUGAAGCACCUUGAUACCUAUAUGUAAUUGUAAAUAUUACAUCCUUCGUGUGAAGAGAGUAUGUUCAGCUACUCAAGGGGAUUUAUACCUAGUUGAGGUUAAACAACUUCCAUAGUGUUGUGUGUAGCAGGAUUUUUCUGAUACUUAAUAAAAGCACUUUUGUUUCUGUAUGGUUUUGUUUCUAAUGUGCAGCAGUCACAUAAUAGGUAGUGAAUAUGUGUAUUUGUAAUAAAUUUCAAUCAGUGAAAA
Messenger RNA from Lepidothrix coronata (blue-crowned manakin), 3091 nucleotides. RefSeq names its product transmembrane protein 175 (gene TMEM175). Bases 42 to 1529 code for a protein of 495 amino acids. Gene Ontology annotation, molecular function: proton channel activity; potassium ion leak channel activity. NCBI's taxonomy places the organism in Eukaryota, Metazoa, Chordata, Aves, Passeriformes, Pipridae. Gene Ontology annotation, cellular component: endosome; lysosome. The record is from RefSeq and is a predicted model, not a curated record. The transcript has 10 exons.